GAAAUACGUAAUUGUCAAACUUGACACUUCAUGCAAAACCAAAAUAUAAACAUCGGACUUGUAAACUACAGCUUGGUUUUAUCAGCAUUUUGUUGUUAUUUGUCACAAAAAUGUAUAAAAAUUCAAGGAAUUUCUAAAAGUGUUCGAAUAAAAUUUUCCUGUGAAAUGCCAUCAUUUUGUGCAGUAGCGAAUUGUGAGCUGAAAUAUUCACAUUCGGAGAAUGUGUCGUUUCACAAAUUUCCGUUAAAAAAUGCCAAAAUCCUGGCCGAAUGGAUAAAAUUCACGAAUCGUGGUUCAAAUUGGAAACCGUCGCGUUGGAAUUCAAUUUGCUCACGUCAUUUCGAUAAGUCCGACUUCCGCGAGUAUUUGUCGCGCAAAUGUUUGAAAAAGGAAGCGAUUCCAACCAUAAUAACGAAAAAUAAUAUAUCAUAUGAAACUUAUCACAUUUCAACUGGUUCACCGGACGAUACGCGGACGGCACACUCAGAGCAAGAUGACUAUGGAGCGACGGCAGAAGCGUUUGACGAUAGCAAAGCGUCAUCGGAAGAGAUAUGUCGACUGUGUGGAGAUCGGGCUGACAAUCUAACGUGCAAUGCAUUGCGAUCAUUGGACGAUCCCGAAGUCGAUUUGAUGUGUCGCAAGUGUUUGCCUGCAGUGAAUGUAUAUGCUCACAUGGAUCAAUCGCGAAUCGCUUGCAGUGACUGCAUUGCUCAGCUGAAGCAAUACGCAGACUUUAUCGAUAAGGUUCUUUUGUAUCAACGUGAAUUGGGUGUGAUGGAAAAUUUCGAUAGCUAUGCGACCAGUGAGAAUAGUCUAGUCAAUGGUAAUCGAAGGAGUGGCACCAUAAAACCAUCAACGCCAAAUCCCAAUCCAAAUUUAUUCAUCAAACAAGAACCGAUCAAUGUGAAACAGGAAAAGGUGGAGAGUUCAAAUCGACGGCCAUUCACCGCACAAAUUCCAACUACAUCACCAUCACUUUGUCCCAAUCCAUUUGCCGAACCAAAGAAAAUGAAAGGAGUCGCGCAGCAAGAAAUCAAUUUGCCAAAAACGGAGUUGAGUUCGACGUAUUGUGAAGAAUGCGAUCGAAUUUUUGCCAAUAAUUUCGAAUUUCAGUCACAUGAAUGCACGAGUGCCGUGCAAAAUGCGGACCGAGAACAGGGGAAUAAUUGUGAAAUUAUGGAAGUGAUCACUCUGAAUAAUCCUAUCAGUUUCAUUGAUUUGGCUGAAGAUGAAAAUGCAACGAACAUCGAACCGAGGAAACCAAAAGCUGAAGGGUUGAUUGAGUUUGAACAACGGGAACGUCUGGAAUUUGAACAUGCCUAUGCAAAACGGGCCGCCAGCGCUUCGUGCAAUCUGAAACAGGAGAUUAUUGAUUCUUAUAAUGAUGCAUCACAAAAUGGUUACGAUUACAAUGAUCAGGCGACAGAAAAUGAGGAUAAUCAAGGAACGUGCUUUGAAGAAUCGGCUCAAACGUAUUUCGACUGCCCGAAAUGCAACCAGUCAUUUGUUUCGCAAGAAAUACUCGAUGAACACUGCACCAAUUCACAUCCAGUUAAUCAUAAAAUCUGUUCGAUCUGUAGUGCUGAAUUCAAAUCGCACUAUGAAUACCUCAUACAUAAAAACAAGGUGCACACGCAGCGGUUCUAUUGCAAUAAAUGCAAGCAGAAAUUUUAUACGCAAUCAGCUCUGAAAUUCCACGAACGACUUUGCACACGCGAAUCCAAGGAUUUUUGCUUUUCAUGCAGGCAUUGUGGCAAGCGCCAAAAGAAUCUGGCUGUUAUGAGGAAACACCUUGGCAUUUGUAUGGGGAAAAUGGCCGAGCAACCGAUUGAACCAGCGCUGAAAGUGUCACAAAAUAUGCAGUACGAAGCGGUACAGAAGUAUGAGGCGUCGAAUCGACAUUUUUUGGCGAUGAAGAAUUUUAAUCAGCCAAAUGAUAUGCACUUGAAUGUGAGUCAUGCCACCGAAAAGCUGGAAAUUGAAAGUGACGUGACUGACCCACGUCUCAUGAGUAUUGUCGAUAAUGAGCCGGGUGAGAAGCAAAGCUUUAAAUUCAUCGUAGAUGACUCCAAGUUCAUAUUUCUCAAUGAAAGAAAAUCGGCUCCGUCUAAUGAACUAAACGACACCGUAAACACUGGUCUUAAUGGAAAGUUUGCAUGCGAUACUUGCGGUUUGCCGUUUGCUUCAUUCGUUUACCUGAAACGGCACAAAAUGGAGCAUGACUCAGAGCGAAAGUUUUGUUGUUCGCUAUGCCCGAAAACAUUUAAGGGCAUUUCCGGCCUUAAGCAACACAUCAGCGGUUAUCACUAUAAAAUCAAACCAUACAUCUGUUCCGUGUGCAACUACGCAUACGCACUGAAAGGUGAUAUGCAACGGUGUCGACACUCCAAGCUGAAAAACCAGUCUUCAUUCAAAAUUGCUUGAACAUUUCCAAUGAAUCAUUGUACUUUUUUCAUUUUGACAACUUUUAUUGAACAGUUUUCACAAUUUUAUUUUUUUGUUUGUUUCAUUUUUCUUACAUUAUUAAAAUACAUCAAGAUGCAAUAAACAUGAAA
Molecule: messenger RNA, 2555 nt
Organism: Sitodiplosis mosellana (orange wheat blossom midge)
Lineage: Eukaryota; Metazoa; Arthropoda; Insecta; Diptera; Cecidomyiidae
Product: oocyte zinc finger protein XlCOF6
Exons: 3
Coding region: 31-2424 (797 amino acids)
Biological process (GO): regulation of DNA-templated transcription
Cellular component (GO): nucleus
Molecular function (GO): RNA polymerase II cis-regulatory region sequence-specific DNA binding; DNA-binding transcription factor activity, RNA polymerase II-specific; zinc ion binding
Source: RefSeq, a predicted model, not a curated record